Messenger RNA from Oikopleura dioica, 2061 nucleotides. NCBI's taxonomy places the organism in Eukaryota, Metazoa, Chordata, Appendicularia, Copelata, Oikopleuridae. The record is from the annotation of a GenBank genome assembly.
AUGGGUUCGCAAGUUCCUACUUGGUUCUAUGCAGUUUUAGUGACAAUUUUGUACUUUGGAUACAUCUUUUUCGGCGGACUUAUUUUUAUGAUUUUGGAGAGACCAGAUGAGAUACGAACAUGUGAAGAAAUAACGAAGUUAGCGAAAACAGCAAGGCGGUUCCAAAAUGAAGCAGCAGAAAUGGCAAGAAAAUCAAAUGCUCUGAUUGCUUCUUCAACAGAAAUCGAUGUUUCUUGCGCAGAAAAUGAUGACAGUCCUCAGUGCAUCGAAAUCUCGUCAUCCAAAAAACGCGCUGUCAGAGAAACAUCGAGAAAACUCGUCGCUUUUCAAGAGAAAAGAAGAUUUUGGGAAGCAAAAGAAUUUUGCGAAAUUCAGGGAAUGCGAUUGGCGCAAGAAACUGACCAGGCUGUCUUGGAGAGUCAAGGAUUUGCGGAAGGAGAGAGCUGGUUGAAUCCAAUGGUUGGGAUGGAAAAGAGCUGUGCCAAAAAGGGAGAAAAAUACAUUCUUGCUGUUCAAACUGCUAUUUGGCCUGCCGAAAAAACGGCUGAAAUCAAGGAAGAAAAUCUGGAAAGCGAAGUCCGAAAUCACAUAAAACGCUCGUUAGGAAAACUUGGCUACGGUCUUGGAGAAAUCACAAUCGGCGAAGAUGAAGAAAUGAGUGUUUCGAUGCGCUUUGACGAAGCAAAAUCGAUCGAAUUUCCGAAGACGAAUAUUUUUGAGGGCUUCAAUCCCGAUCAAGUCCGAAAGCUUGAGGAGAAAAAUGAUGAAUGCCAGGUCAAAUUGGAGAAAUCGAUUCUUUUGCUGAAAGAAGACGAUGAAAAGAUAGCCGCGCUAGAAGAUCACAUGACGACAUUUUCGAAGACGAUUACGAAGAUGACGGAAGAAAUCGAAAAGGUCGAAGAAAAAAUCCAUGCCGUGGAAGUGGUCAAGGACAACGAAGUUGAAGAGCACAAAAGAGACCUGAUCAACAAACAAAAAUUGGAAGAAAAGCUCAGAAUGGAGUUGCGAGCAAAAGACUACGAAAUCCAAGCGCUCAAGAGUCAAAUCCGUGCGUUUGAAAACACGAUGGAAAUUUUCGGCAAAAUGAAGAGCGGCGCAAACAACAUGCUGAAUCCCUCCGCAGUCGAGAUGUCCAAUCAACUCCCGCGAAACUCUUCAGAUUCGAGAAUCUCGAGACCAUCUGAUCAUCCAUCUGAGCCGGAUGAUCCCACGGCAGUGAACAUCAGAAUUGAAGAUGAAGUGCAUUGUCCAAACAUCUGGAAUUACAGAAACGCUUUCUUUUUCACUGGAACGAUCGGUACUACCAUUGGAUACGGAAAUGUUUACCCGAAAACAUUCUACGGCAAGAUGUUCUGUAUCUUCUACGCAUUGACGGCGAUUCCUAUCUUCGGCUUCGUGAAUUAUCACGUGAGCUGUUUCAUCAAAGCACGAUUUGAAGUAAUUGAACAGAAAGUAAUUGGCGACUCUCCGACUAAGGCGAAAAAGCGACUUUCUUAUGUCCUUUAUCUUACAUUCGGAGUUUUUAUUCUCUUCAUCUUACCUGCAUACGGCUUUAGCAACCUCGAGGGGUGGUCCUUCUCCGACGCUGCUUAUUUCACAGUUAUAUCGCUUACAACAGUCGGUUUUGGCGACUACACACCGAGUUUUGAAGGCGCGGAAGAAACUGGAAUCGGAUUCAUGUCAAUUUAUAGAAUUCUCGUCCUGACAUGGAUGCUGAUUGGCCUUGCUUGGCUGGGAAGUAUGCUCUCCCUGACCUCGGAGAAAUUCGGAAAUUUUGUCAAAAAAGUUUUUGAUAAAGCCUUAAAUGUUGAAAGCCAUGAAAUUCUGGAAUCAGACGAAGAAGUGAUCUCUGACGAUUUCUUGAUGGACUCGAAAAAUGAGCACCUGAACAUUUCUGAACAACUAUCCAUUCCGAAGGGAGGGGAUAACAUGAUGCCUUCUCCCCUGAUGAGAAGAAUGAAUCGCAAUACACUGCCAAAUUUUGAAAAUCAAGGCUCAAAUGGGAACCUCGAUUCACCCGCAAUAACCUGCUGGAAGAAAACCGCUAGAGAAGAUUUUUGA